CGCGCGUGGGCGGGACCCAGCUUGCUGCGCGCUGCGCUAACGGCACGGGCGGCUGAAGUGGCACUUUUCUCAGCACUGUCGCGCGGAGCCGUGCGCGUGUGAGUGUGUGUGUGUGUGUGUGUGUCUCUGUAGCAGCCCGGGGCUUCCGUGACGGCAGCGUGGCCUCCGCUUCGCGCGCCCUGACCAGGGGGGAGAUUCAGCAUCGUCCUGCGGAGUCCAUGCCAUUGCUGCCUUGAAAGCGUGCGCAGCCCCAGCUGGAUAAGCCGAGCGCUCCGGGAAGAAGGAGAGGAAGAAGAAAAAGAAGACGCGAGACGCGCGACACGGACGCCCAAGCGAGCUUCGGCUGAGCCAAGCGAGAAGAAUAUGAUGUUGAAGCAGCACUUGUUCUUCGUGCUCUACGGCAUCUGCGGGACUGUCAUUAAAGAGGCAGCAACGAAAAACAAAGCAAAAGGCAGCCAGGGGCAGUUCCCCGUCACCCAGAAUGUGACAGUAGUGGAGGGGAGCACAGCCAACAUGACCUGUCGUGUGGAUUACAAUGAUAACACCUCCCUCCAGUGGUCAAACCCUGCACAGCAGACACUCUUCUUCGGGGACAAGAAAGCACUGAGGGAUAACCGGAUUGAGCUGGUUCGAGCCUCAUGGAAGGAGCUGACCAUCAGCAUCAGUGAGGUGACUCUGUCAGAUGAGGGACAGUAUACAUGUUCUCUCUUCACCAUGCCCGUCAAGACCUCCAAGGCCUUUCUCACAGUACUGGGAGUACCAGAGAAACCAGAAAUUAUCGGCUUCUCAAGACCUGCUGUGGAGGGAGAGGACGUCACGCUCACAUGCAUAACCUCUGGGAGCAAACCAGCUGCUGACAUUCGAUGGUACAGAAACGACAAGGAGGUGCAAGGUGUGAAGGAGGUGAACGCCACAGGCCGGUCAUUCACAGUGAGGAGCACCGUACACCUCCGGGUGAACAGAAAUGACGACGGAGCAGCGUAUACCUGCAGCGUGGAGCACAUAACUUUGAACUCAACUCCUCACCAGGUCACAGAGGUGCUGGAGGUCCACUAUGCACCUCAAGUAGAGAUUGUGCACUCUUUAAUUGUGCCACAAGAAGGACAGUACUUCAAACUGGAGUGUGUAUCCAAAGGCAACCCAUUGCCUGAGCCAGUGUUAUGGACAAAAGAUGGCGGGGAACUUCCUGAUGUCGAACGAAUGAUCGUGGAAGGCAGAGAAUUAAUCAUCACAACCCUCAACAAAACAGAUAAUGGCACAUAUCGAUGCGAGGCCAGCAACCAUAUUGGGACCAACAGCGAUGAAUAUGUGCUGUUUGUAUACGCCAAAGACUUACCAGGUACAACAGAUCCCAAUGCGCUGACUCCGCACGGUCCUGAUCAUGCGCUGAUCGGCGGAGUUGUGGCCGUGGUGGUCUUCAUCACCCUGUGCUUCAUCAUCGUCCUCGGCCGCUAUUUGGCCAGACAUAAAGGGACAUACUUAACCAAUGAGGCCAAAGGAGCAGAGGACGCCCCUGAUGCAGACACUGCCAUCAUCAAUGCGGAGGGGAACCACGCACAUGCAGAGGAAAAGAAAGAGUACUUCAUUUAGCACCUCUGUUUCUUUUUUUCUGUUCACUACUGUCACGGCAACACUGCUAGCCAGCCAGCGAGGGUGCUAAGUCACUCAGUGCAAGCCCGGCGUGGCAAUUUCUUCGUGUCUCCCUCCACAAAACUCCUAAAGGAGCUCAUACAAGCCUCUAGAUCCUCAAAAUUUGACACCAGACAGUGUUGCCAUUUUAUAGCGCCAAUCAAAUCAACAGAAAAAAGGCAAAGAAAAGAUGUUGAGUUUGUAACUGUAACACCAGGUCCAUUUAGGCUCAAAACCGCAUAAGUCUCCCUCCACCCCCACUCCGCCCCCACCCUGCCCUGCCCCGCCAUCCCCUCCCUUAAAUGAGUUUGUUUGAGUUGCCAAGUGCCAAAAUAUACAGACACCUUCUGUGUUCGUUGUUGUGCUUAUUCAAUUUAAUUGUUUUCCCAGUGAAUACUGCUUUCUUUACCACCCUCACUGUGCCUGUUAUAUACCUUUUGCAGAUAUUACCAGGGAGCGGCAAGAAAUGUGGUUCAUCUCAAGUCGGAAAACCUUGGCUUUGCCAAUAAUUACGCUUUAAGGGAAGAAUAUGUGCGAUGCAUAAUGUGAAUAUUUAUUGUUUGUCUAUUUUUUUUAUUAUACAUUGUGAAAGUGGUUGUUCUCUGAAGUGUACUCCAUAACAAGAAUGUUGUAUAAAGGCAAAAGAAAGGACACUGAUAUUUAUGUAAUAUAUAGAUACCAAAAAAAAAAAGCAACAAAAAAAAAACCUGACACAUUAAAAAGGGAGAAAAUGAUCAUUGAAAGCACAAUUGACGAUUGUUCCUGACCUAAUGGAUCUAUCAUUCUGGUUAUUCUGUUCAUAUCUGUCUGUAUAUUCUUGCACUGUUUAUAUCUGGCCCUUACUUCUUAAUGUCUAAAGAUGUUUAAUACAUAUAAGCACAAAGUCAUUGUUAAAUGUCAUUGGCUUAGACAGUCUCAGGAUGAAAAAAAGAGCCUAAUUGUGUUUCAUUUUGGUUCAUUUAAUGACUGGAAGGUUUUUUUUCUGUCUGUACUGUUCAACAGUCAUUUGUUCAACAUGUGAACUGGAGAUGAAGACUGGAUCAUUUAAAAAUUGCAGUUUCAAUAUUUAUUUGACUGAUUACCCCUUGCUAAACCUGCUGUACAUUACUUUGCUAAAGUGAUUAUUGGUGGAAAAUAUUGUUAAAAUAUGGGAUUUCAUACAUCAACAUUUGUAUAUUAGUCAAUACAGGGCAGGCUUUCUAGACACAGAUGAGAUUAAAUUAUGCUGUCAAUUGGGAUUCUUCAUAGAAAACCUGUUUUACUCUUGGACUUCACUUAAUCUGUGCCCUGAAAAUCAGCUCAUAGCAAUUUAAAGUGUUCCAUACUUUUAUAAUCACAUUCACAUAAGUGACGAACAAGUUUUUUUGUUUGUUUUUAGCACAAAGCAUGUAUAUAAUGUGAAUAAUUCAGUAUUUAGUAAUUUGUUUAUUUAACUGAAUUUUAAAUCUUUAUUGUUCUGUUGCACACAUUUCAUGUUUGUAUGUCUACUUUAGCUUCUCAACACUGCUUACUACUUUUGGUAAAACUGAUGGAUAAAUACAAUGUAUUAUUAUUAUUAUUAUUAUUAUUAUUAUUAUUAGUGUGCUUUUAUAAGCUUGUGAGUAAGUAGGAUGAGUUUUUCAUGAGAAGGUCAGAACAAUCACCAUUAUUGCCUUUGUGUUUGCAACAAAACAUACAACACUGAAGCACUGCUGAGUCGGGCAGUUUUUAGACAUAUUUUAAAUGUUCCUACAUAAUUCCACUAUUUAUAACAUCAAAUAGAAUUUAGACAUUUUGUAAGAACCAUUAAUUUAAUUUGCUCUUUUUUUGGCUACAUGAGAAAAUGUGUGAGUUUUGCUUUUACAGUAUUAAAUAUCCAUUUUCCAAACUAUGCCUCUGUAAGAAAAAAAAAACAUCUCAGAGAGUAAAAUAUGCACAAACAUA
Molecule: messenger RNA, 3552 nt
Organism: Pygocentrus nattereri (red-bellied piranha)
Lineage: Eukaryota; Metazoa; Chordata; Actinopteri; Characiformes; Serrasalmidae
Gene: cadm2b
Product: cell adhesion molecule 2b
Exons: 11
Coding region: 364-1590 (408 amino acids)
Source: RefSeq, a predicted model, not a curated record